AUGAUGGCGGAGGUUGAAGAGGAGGGCUCUGGCGGCGUCUCUAUUGACGUUGAUGACGGCAGCGGCAGCGACGACGGCGCCGCAGCGGCGCUCCGCGAUGCUCGGGAGGCCAACGCCGCCGUCGAGGCCGCCAUCGGCCGCCUCGCCGCCGCCACCGACGCGGCGGCCGCAGGCGGCAAGCAGAGGGCGGCACGGCAGCCGCGGGGGCCAGCCCCGAAGCGGCGCGCACCCCUGGGGUCCAGCGGGUCGCCGCCAUUUGUCGCGGCCGGCAAGGCCCUCGCCUCCGGCAGGCCAAGCCGCGCGCUGCUAAGCGGCGUGCUCGAGGCGAUUGAGUCCGAGAGGAGCGCGCUGCAGAAGCAGCUGAUCCAGAAGCAGUUGCGGCGCGAGUUUGGGGGCGGGUCCGCCAGCGGGUCCGCGACGCCGGGAGGCAGCGACGGCGAGGACAACCCUUAUGCAAAGCCGAUCAAGCAGCUGACAGAUGACCUGGCGCGGGCCAAGCAGCGCGCCGCGGCCGACAGGGAGAACGCCAAGGCCGAGGCCCUGGUCACCGUGGUGUCCGCCUGGCUGCCGCUGCUGGACUCCUUUGACGCGGCGCUCGCGGCGCAGGCGGCCGCCGAGGCACGGGCGGGGCCGCCGCCCCCGGGGGAGGCCGCGGUGCACGCGGCAUACAGGGCCCUGCACAUCCAGCUGCUGGAGCUGCUCCGGCAGCAGGGUGUCGAGGUGCUGGGCCAGGAGCAGGAGGGGCGCCCCUUCGACCCGGCCCUGCACGAGGCCGUCAUGCGCCAGCCCCCGCCGCCGGGCUUCAGCGACGACAGCGUGGUCAAGGUGCUGAGGGCGGGGUACGCGGUCGGGGGCAAGCUGGUGCGCGCGGCGCUGGUCAUCGUGGCGCAGGAGUGA
Molecule: messenger RNA, 897 nt
Organism: Monoraphidium neglectum
Lineage: Eukaryota; Viridiplantae; Chlorophyta; Chlorophyceae; Sphaeropleales; Selenastraceae
Exons: 3
Coding region: 1-897 (298 amino acids)
Biological process (GO): protein folding
Molecular function (GO): protein-folding chaperone binding; protein homodimerization activity; adenyl-nucleotide exchange factor activity
Source: RefSeq, a predicted model, not a curated record